Molecule: messenger RNA, 558 nt
Organism: Punctularia strigosozonata HHB-11173 SS5
Lineage: Eukaryota; Fungi; Basidiomycota; Agaricomycetes; Corticiales; Punctulariaceae
Product: phosphotyrosine protein
Exons: 5
Coding region: 1-558 (185 amino acids)
Biological process (GO): protein dephosphorylation
Cellular component (GO): cytoplasm
Molecular function (GO): protein tyrosine/serine/threonine phosphatase activity
Source: RefSeq, a predicted model, not a curated record
AUGAUCCGCUUCGACAACCUCCCCCCGGACGUGAUGCAGUCCAUGUCGCGUAUUACGCGGCUGUGUUUCCUUGUAGGUGGUAUCACGACGAACGCGCCCGGCGCGCUUUACCUCGGCUCGCUCUCCGCUAUCACCGACCUCGAUAACCUCCGAGCGCACCGGAUCGGCCUGCUCGUCCAGGUCCUCGACGUGCCGUGGCUGCCAGAAGAGCCGUCCAAGGUCCUGCACAUCCAGACGCACCGCCUGCCGAUCCUCGACAUCCCCUCGGCCGACCUCAAACCCCACCUCGAGACGACGUGCGCGAUCAUCGAGCGCGCGCUCGCGGAGGGCCGGAACGUGCUCGUGCAUUGUCAGCAGGGCGUAUCGCGCUCGUCGGCCAUCGUCAUCGCGUAUCUCAUCUGCAAACACGGGAUGACGUAUGAGCAAGCGUUCGAGUUCUGCAAAGCGCGCCGGGCGUGCGUCAAGCCGAACAGCGGGUUCGUCGCGUGCUUGAAGGAGUGGGAGAAGCAGUGGCGGCCGCGUCCGCCGGCCAACAUACGUCGGCAGACGACGCACUAG